Messenger RNA from Symbiodinium sp. CCMP2592, 903 nucleotides. NCBI's taxonomy places the organism in Eukaryota, Dinophyceae, Suessiales, Symbiodiniaceae. The record is from the annotation of a GenBank genome assembly.
AUGGAUCUGGCCUCGUCUUCGGCCGUUGCGGCCGGCAUGGAACAAGAUUGCAAAGGCACCGGCGAGUUUCUAUGCAAUGGUGGAGAGCCGGCCGAAGAGUCUUCAGGACUCCAAGUGACAAUCUCCACUCUGGCCGGAAGUACAGCUGCCGAGCUACAGGUGAAGCCUUCUGACACUGUGCUCAGCCUGAAGCAGCUGCUCUGGGUCAGGACAGGCACCGAAGUGGCAAAGCAGCGCCUGAUCCUUGGGGAGACGGAGCUGGAAGACGUGCAGACCAUGGAGCAGUGCAAGGUUGCUGACGGCGCAAAGCUUUGCUUGGUCUGUGUGCCCACUGCAGAGGACCAACAGAACAGAAUGGAGGUGAUUGUGCGCUGCCGUCCUCCCCGCGCUAGAGAUGUGGAGAUUGGGUCCCGCAGAGUCGUCGAAGUCGACGGAUCCCGUGGCGACGUCAGUGUGGCUGAUGUCGGCGACGGGCCGCCUAGGACCUUCACGUUCCAGACAGUUCUGGAUGACACCGCGAAGCAAAGCGAGGUGUACAAGACGGUUGGCCGCGAUGCCUUGCAGACGGUCCUCGAGGGCUACAGCACCACCAUCUUCGCGUACGGCCAGACCGGGUCCGGGAAGUCCCACACCCUGUUUGGAGGCGGCCUCGCUGAGCCGGCACAGGAGGAGGAGGGCCUUGCGCCGAGACUCUUCCGACAGCUCUUCCAAAUCACUGAGACUUUGCCUACGAUGUGCAGUGGAGAAUCAGCUGCGCCAUGCUGCAGAUCUACAUGGAGGAAGUGGUGGACCUGCUGUCCCCCAAUCCUCGCAAGACGAAGAAGGUGCGGGAAGCUCACAGCAGGGGCGGCGUCUACGUGGAGGAGGGCACCGACAUCGAGGUCCGAUCGUUGGCGGAGCUGA